AUGGCGAGCCCCGGCCUGGGGCUGCUCCUCGCCCUCGGCCUGCAGCUGCUGCAGACCGGCUGGGGCCAGGUCUGGGGGCUAACAUUGGACCCCCGUGCAAAUGAGGAGAAUAGCACCACUACGCCCCCUGACCCAGGCUCUGGCUCUAAUGGGGGCCUGUCUCCGGGGGCCAUCACCGCCAUCAUUGUGGUCUUUUCCCUCCUGGGUGCCCUGCUUCUUGCUGUGGGGCUGGCACUGCUGGUGCGAAAACUUCGAGAGAAGCGGCAGACAGAGGGUACCUACCGGCCCAGCAGUGAGGAGCAGUUCACCCAUGCAGCCGAGGCCCGGGCCCCCCAGGACUCCAAGGAGAAGGUGCGGGGAUGCCUGCCCAUCUAGGUCCCCUUUAUCCAUCUCCCUUCCUUGCUGUGGGAACUUGGGAGAAGGCAGAAUCCACUCCGGGCAGUCAGCCCCACACAGUGCUUAAUAAUAGAAGGGGAAGGUGCUUCACAGACUCUGCUCCUAGGGCGAGGGAGGGUGGUGCUGCUCACUUUAUAUAUAUAAUUGGUGGUGAAAUAUAAUAAAGCCUUUUUUUGAGCUGGUGGGGGCAGGAUAGAGGAGGUAAAUGCAGGGCUCAUAGACUGUUGAGAGAUGAAUUAUAAGUUUACAAGGGUCCUAGGGGUGGGGAGAACUUUCUGGAAGAGAGCCACUUUUUGGUGUUACUAGGAGCCAGCUGGAGGCUGCCCCAGGAGGGAAGGUGAUGGAUAAAGCGGGUUUUUGAGCAGAUAGAGGCCCCAUAUAAACUCACUAGGAAAAAACAGGCUUGGGCUCUUGAGGCUUUAUUGAAGGCCUGGGGUCUCCUGAAGACCUCUGAUCCUUAACCUUCAAAACACUUUUUAAGCUCAGCAACUCUGGGCUGGCUCUUGGCCUGGGGCUCCUUCCAGGUGCUUGUGGGUGCAGCAGGAGAUUUGGGGGUUUCCCACCCCUCCAGGGACUGGAAGUGAACAUUCUCUGCUAGCAGAACCUUAGAAGACUGAGCUUUGGGGAGCUCUGGGGAGCCAGAACUUGAGGAAGAAUCAAGGGUUGUCCAGUUAAUAUCCAAUCCGGGCUCUGUCACGGCCAGAAGUUGGUGGCUUUCUGGGUGGCUCUGUGUUGUGGAGAGCUGGGAGCAGGGGCUCUCCUGUGCUCUGGGAUCUUCAGCUACGUUGUGGGGAGGGGAGAGAUGUAGGAUUAGGGGUUGGGGCUCAGGGAGAGAGAAUUUAGGGUCCCUUUGGCUGCUUGGGUCUACAGAUGAAGACUGAGAUGGAGAAAUAAUUUCUUGGCUGGCCUCUGAGGGAAGCAAAGAAGUGAGGUUCUUUGAGGAGAGUGUGGUAUCCAACGGCUGGAGGGUCUGCAGACACGGAAGGCUGGCAGGCAUAGACAGGGUCUGGGGUUCUAGUGCUUCCUCGUCAUCUGGUUGCCAUAUUGGUCUUCCUGGUAUGUCCGGCUGGGGUAGGAUUGGGAGAUGGGUAAGUUACUGGCUUUAGCUAAGGGAAGGGCUGGCAAGUAGGAUGGGCAAGUGGGGGGAUUGGGGGCUCUCACCAGGCUGCAGCAGCUGUCUAGGCCCCCGCUAUGGCAGCAGUCCAAGCUCUGGCUGGGACGCAGGCUGCGUGUACUCAUGGCUCCUGUGCUUAGACUGUCCAAAAUCUCACUCAGCAAAUCCAGUUCUUCCCCAGAUCCCAGGAAGCUGCUGUCCAGAGCGUCCUCUGCCCAUGAAUCUGGGGCAUCCUCACGGCUCACUGGGGGUGUCCUGGGUAGGGAUGGGCAAUGUCAACUAUCUGCCCGAGACUACCAGUCGUGGCCCAGGUGUUCUGGAGGCUCAGGUUUAGGGACCACUCCCCCGUCUGUGUUGCCCUCUCCCGCCUUUGAGCCUUACUGUUCCCCCAGGAACUCCGAAGGUCUGUCUUCCAGUAGGAGUCUCCUGCUGGGGCGAAGGGGCCGGUUCUGCAGAGGAGAGAUUUUGGGGGGUUGAGGGUGGAACCUCAGGAGCUACACAAUCAGGGAUUUUCAGAAGGAGGGUGAGUGUGAAAUCGGCACCAAAUAUUGGGUAUUUGAAGGGAAAGAUAUCUGGAUGGAAACGGAGUGAGGGAGGAGGGCUCUGUGAUCAAUCCAGGUGUGUACCUUGGUGGUAGGGACACAGUCUUACCUGUCCAAAGUGCUGGGUAAUAGGCAGGCGUUGCUGCAGGCGAUCUGAGCGGCUGGUGAGACUGGGGACUCUCAGGGAGCCCCCUCUCUUCAUGCAAGAGUCUCCAUCCUAGGAAGUGGGUGGAUGAGCCAGGAGCCCCUCCCCUCCACUCCAGGCAUUGGGCUGUUGGUCUUACCUUGUACAUCAGAAGGCUCUGCACACCCUUCAAGCCACUCCUGGCCUGUGGAGGAGCCAAAGAGGAAUUAGAGGGUGACUUGACCAGGGGCAUUCAGGAGCCUUGCCCUCCAUCCUCUAGGCCAGCUUCAUCUUGUCAUGUGUUCAUGUUUGCGUCUUACAAGUAUAUUCACACUUCCCUGUGCACUAUGUGUGAGGUCAUACAAGCGCUCACCCCUUUGACUAACAUAUAAAAAGGAAUAGUCCCCAUAUGAAACAGGAAGUGGCAAAAAACUCAUACAAAUGUGUCAGUGUUCAAAAGCUGAGCAAAGAAUAAAAUGAAAUCAACAAUUCUAAGCUGCAAAAAAUGAUUGUAAUGUUUGAGGACAAAAGAUGUUCACCAAUCCGUCUUGAUUGUCAAUGUUAAAUGGGAAAGAAAUGAUGCUGAGAAGUAAAAAAAAUAAAAAAAAAAUGAUGCUGACAAUGAGUCUGGUGAUUGGA
Talpa occidentalis (Iberian mole) is the source of this 2815-nucleotide messenger RNA. RefSeq names its product crumbs cell polarity complex component 3 (gene CRB3). Lineage: Eukaryota; Metazoa; Chordata; Mammalia; Eulipotyphla; Talpidae. The transcript is spliced from 4 exons. The record is from RefSeq and is a predicted model, not a curated record. Bases 1 to 375 code for a protein of 124 amino acids.